Messenger RNA from Scatophagus argus, 3899 nucleotides. RefSeq names its product nucleotide-binding oligomerization domain containing 2 (gene nod2). The record is from RefSeq and is a predicted model, not a curated record. Gene Ontology annotation, cellular component: cytosol. Lineage: Eukaryota; Metazoa; Chordata; Actinopteri; Scatophagidae. Bases 793 to 3750 code for a protein of 985 amino acids. Gene Ontology annotation, molecular function: protein binding. The transcript is spliced from 10 exons. Gene Ontology annotation, biological process: response to muramyl dipeptide; positive regulation of canonical NF-kappaB signal transduction; defense response to bacterium.
UUGUGAAGACUGUUUGUCAAAUGAACUGUUUAUCAGUACUAGAAUUUUGCCUUUGAAAAAUUAUAAUUUCUCUCAGUGCAGUACCGUGACCCUGAAAACCUCUCGUAAGGGGAUUUGGAAGUGUCAUCGCUUGACGAUGAACAAUGGGUAUUAAUGUGUGGUGGACCAUGAACUCCUCUGAAUAGCUAUCAACCAACUUUGAAACAUCACUUUUGUUCUGUUUUGAAAAAAUUCGGGUAAGUGAAUUUACUGUUAUAUCAUUAUGUGCACACACAUAUUACAGUGUGUUAUAGUUUGGUAAAGUUUCAUUUUGUUCCAUUUGCUGGAAGGCAAGGCUGUGUUUCCCUUUUUAUAGAAGGGACUUGGUAGCAGAGCAUGUUUCGCUUUCGGCUGUGGAAUGAGGAAGAGGCAAGUCCAAAAUAGUGCAGCGUCUCUACCCAAAUGACAGAUGGUGGGAAGAAAGCUCUCUGUUGGGGAUACUUUCAUGUGAGUGAUAACCUUCAGUACCGUUACAGUACCACAUUUCUUUGCAGUUAAAGUUCCUUAGGUUGAUUUAACGUGUUUGUACAUGUGUUAAAUGAGGGUGGAUGUAACAUUUGAAUCAGAAACAAAAAAGCCAUGGUGUUAGUGAGGACAAUGAUCCCAUGGUAUUUAAUGACAAUUAUGAUUAAUUUGUGGUGACUAGCAGUGCCAUGAUGAUAUAUGGGUGUUUGCUGUGCCAGGUUAUGAUGCUGGAAGCAGCAUAAGAACACGCUGAAUGACCCUGAAUAUACGCACUCACAUGCAAAAAGCAUGUUUGCUCAGGAGCUUCUGCUGAAACGACGGGCAGAGAUCUUGCAUGCGCUCUGCAGCAGUGGGUCAGCUGAACAUCUGGAACAGGUUCUGGACAUACUGCUGGGCCAGGGGGAGCUCAUGUGGGAGGACUACCAGAACAUACAAGUACCGGGUAGGGCGCUGUACAGCAAUGCCAGACAGUUGCUCGACCUGGUUUACACAAAGGGUGUUGAUGCUUGUGAAAGCUUCCUUGCUGCUCUCAAACAAGUCCUACCUGAAGAGCAGACAGCUGGUCUCUUAUUUUCAGAAUGCUAUUUAAAACUAGAAGAAAAAGAUAAAUAUCAAAACACAUCUGCUCAGACUCUUCUGACUCAAAGACCCAGCCUGGUCAGCAAGCUACAAGACUGUAUUGAUGACGCUCUAGAAGCUCUUGUGAUAUCAGGGCACUUCACCUCAGCAGACUGCAAUGAGGUGCGCCUACCUAUACACACCCCCUCUCAGCAGGCAAGGCGUUUGCUCGACCAUGUUGGAUCAAAAGGGGAAUCAGCAGCAAAGGCUGUGCUGCAGUACAUUCAGCAAAAACAGGAACCUGGAUCCCCAGUGGACCAGGACAAACUGACUCUUUCCAAAGAAUUCAUAAAAUAUCAGAAGAAGCUCAGCAGUUCUGUAUGUGCCCAGUCCUGCUUUCUCAGUACUUAUGGAGGGACCAGCCACAUGUCUUUGGAUGACAUCUACACUGAAGGCGAACUGGAGCUACCUCAUGAUUGUACUAUUGCCCAUGGACCUUUAGGCCUGGAGGACAUAGUUGGUAUGGCUGGUACAGUGAAUGAGGAGGCUGACACUGUGCUAGUGUCUGGGGAGGCGGGCAGUGGGAAGAGCACCUUACUCCAGAGGCUGCACUUACUUUGGGCCACGGGGGCAGUGUUUCAGGAUUUUCUCCUUCUGUUUCCAUUCAGCUGUCGCAUUUUGAACUCAGAGCACAGGGAGCUGUCUGUCCAGGAUUUACUGUUUCAGCACUGCUGCUGGCCAGACAGGGAGCAGGAGGAGAUAUUCCAGUUCAUCCUGGACCACCCACAUCUCAUCCUCUUUACUUUUGAUGGCCUGGAUGAGCUCAAACAGAGCUUUUCAGAUGAGCACAGGCUCUGCUGCCCCACCCAGCGUGCACCUGUUGACAUAUUAUUGUUCAACUUAAUCCAGGGUUCACUAAUGAAGGGAGUGCGGAAAGUAAUAACUAGUCGCCCAGAGGUGGUGAGCCCUGUAUUAAAGAAAUACCUUCGCAAAGAGGUCCUCCUGAAAGGCUUUUCCCCAAGUGGGAUUGACUGUUUUGUCAGGAAGCAUCAUAGUGACCCUGCUGUGGCUACUAAGGUUUUGGAGUCCCUACAGACAAACACUGCUUUACUUGGACUUUGUCAUAGUCCAGUCCUCUGCUGGAUUGUUUCACACUGCCAUAAGGAGCUGCUAGACUGUGGAGAGGGCAGCCCACGAACAAUCACAGAUGUGUACCUGAUGAUCUUACAACACUUUUGCCAGCACCAAAGUUCCCUGAAGAGCAACAUGAGGUCAAGUUGGCUUCAGGAGCACCUAAAAACAAUCUUGUGUCUUGGGCAGCUUGCUUUUGAGGGGAUGGGAACCACUUGUUACAUAUUCUCCAGUACAGACCUGGAGACAUGUGGUGUAACCGAAAAGGAUAUCAGCAUGGGCUUUCUCAUUCAAAGCAAAGACAUGUCCUCCACACACAGUAAACACUAUGAGUUCCUUCAUCUGACUAUGCAGUGUUUUUUUGCUGCUCUAUACAUUGUUUUGUCAAAUGACACUGAUCGUUCAACUAUCCCUAAGCUCUUUGAGCUGAGAGACAUGAAGGAGACAGGUCUGAGCAUCCCGUGCUUUGAGGCCUGCUUGCCUGCCACUCACCAACAAGAAAGGGGUGUUACAGCAGCUGAAACACCAAAUCUACAAAUCACAGCCACCUUUGUGUCAGGACUACUGUCAAAGCACCACCAAAGCCUAUGGCUCAACUGCUGCCCCACUCCUAUGAUGGAUAAGAAGGUCAAACAAGUGGUGAAAUGUCUCUCCAAAGGCAUGCAGAAACACUUCAGAUCUAUCCCUCAACCUGUAGAAGGGGAGAAGAAGAGCAUGCAUGCAAUGCCAGGCUUCGUCUGGCUUAUCAAAUGCAUCUAUGAGAUGCAAGAGAACAGGAUUGCUAAAGAUGCCAUGAGUAAGGUGGAGGUGGACCACCUGAAACUAACCUACUGUGACAUUGGUCCUGUAGAGUGCACUGCACUUGCUUAUGUGCUCCAGCAUUUAAGAAAUCCUGUAGGCCUCCAGCUGGACAACAACUCUGUAGGUGAUGUUGGAGUGGAGCAGCUUCUUCCCUGCAUGCACAUCUGUAAUUCCCUAUACCUCAGGAAUAAUAACAUUACGGAUGAGGGGAUCCGCAAACUAAUUGCCAAAGUUAUACAGUGUGAAAACUUUCAGAAAAUUGCGCUCUUCAACAACAAGUUAACAGAUGCUUGCACACAGCACUUUUCUCAUCUUCUGAAGACCAAGCAGGAUUUCCUCUCUCUAAGACUGGGCAACAAUAAUAUAACUGCGGAAGGAGCAAAACAGCUGGCUGAGGGACUGAAAUUCAACCAUUCUCUGCAGUAUUUAGGGCUUUGGGGCAAUGCGAUAGGUGAUGAAGGAGCAGAGGCUCUUGCCAGUGCCCUAGAGAGCAGCAAAUCCCUGGUUUGGCUUAGCAUGGUAGGCAAUGGUGUAGGGAACGCUGGCGCAUGUGCCCUCGCCAACAUUAUCAAAAACAGUACGUCACUGGAAGACCUUUGGUUGACAGAGAACUACAUAACCAGAACUGGGGUGGAACAUCUGAUUCAAGCCCUAGAACAUAACACUCAUGUGAAAUCAAUAUGGUUGAGAAAUAAUCACCUCAGUUUGGAGGAAGUAGAGGAGAUGACACAACGUGAAUCAAGACUGAUCUUCUGAUUUGCAUUACAUUGGUUGAGGACUGUUUAUUGCUUCAAGAACUGUUUGUAUUUAUUACAGAAAAUAUUUAAUAUUAACAUGUGAAAUGUAAAAUGUGUUUGUUUUCUGUUUAGAGGGUCAAAAGAAUAAACUAAGAAUCUACUACACAA